Molecule: messenger RNA, 1445 nt
Organism: Propithecus coquereli (Coquerel's sifaka)
Lineage: Eukaryota; Metazoa; Chordata; Mammalia; Primates; Indriidae
Gene: GCLM
Product: glutamate-cysteine ligase, modifier subunit
Exons: 7
Coding region: 420-1244 (274 amino acids)
Biological process (GO): glutathione biosynthetic process
Cellular component (GO): glutamate-cysteine ligase complex
Molecular function (GO): glutamate-cysteine ligase catalytic subunit binding; enzyme regulator activity
Source: RefSeq, a predicted model, not a curated record
CCGCCGCCACGCCUGCCACAGGCCGAGGGCCAGUCACCCGCGGGCCGGCGUCCCGCAGCCCCUUGGCGCCCCGCCCCUGCCCCGCCGCGGGACGAAUAACGGUUACGAAGCACUUUCUCUGCCACGGAUUUCUGCUUAGUCAUUGUCUUCCAGGAAACAGCUCCCUCAGUUUGGAGUCAACUCUCCCGCGGCGGCCGCGGUAGCCGGAGCCGCAGCCACCAGCGCCUCCCUCCCAGGCUGCCGCUCUGCUGCCGGCCGGCCUCCCUCGGGCCCGAGCGCAGGCCGGGCUCCAGGCGCGAGGAGUCGGCAGCCUCGCGCUCGCCUCUCGGCCUCCCUCGGGCCUCGGGCACCGAGUCCUGUAGGGCGGCCGCCUUCCCGCCCGCCCCGUAGCCGCUUGGCCCCCUCGGGCGGCUGCUGCCAUGGGCACCGACAGCCGCGCGGCCGGGGCGCUCCUGGCGCGGGCCCGCACCCUGCACCUGCAGACCGGGAACCUGCUGAACUGGGGCCGCCUGCGGAAGAAGUGCCCGUCCACGCACAGCGAGGAGCUUCGAGAUUGUAUCCAAAAGACCUUGAAUGAGUGGAGUUCCCAAAUUAGCCCAGAUUUGGUCAGGGAGUUUCCAGAUGUCUUGGAAUGCACUGUAUCUCAUGCAGUGGAAAAGAUAAAUCCUGAUGAAAGAGAAGAAAUGAAAGUUUCUGCAAAACUGUUCAUUGUAGGAUCAAACUCUUCAUCAUCAACUAGAAAUGCGGUUGACAUGGCCUGUUCAGUCCUUGGAGUAGCACAGCUGGAUUCUGUGAUCAUUGCUUCACCUCCUAUUGAAGAUGGAGUUAAUCUUUCCUUGGAGCAUUUACGGCCUUACUGGGAAGAAUUAGAAAACUUGGUUCAGAGCAAAAAGAUUGUUGCUAUAGGUACCUCCGAUCUGGACAAAACACAGUUGGAGCAGCUCUAUCAGUGGGCACAGGUAAAACCAAAUAGUAACCAAGUUAACCUUGCCUCCUGCUGUGUGAUGCCACCUGAUUUAACUGCAUUUGCCAAACAAUUUGACAUACAGCUAUUGACUCAUAAUGAUCCAAAAGAACUGCUUUCUGAAGCAAGUUUCCAAGAAGCUCUUCAGGAAAGCAUCCCUGACAUUCAAGCACACGAGUGGGUGCCACUGUGGCUACUGAGAUACUCGGUCAUCGUGAAAAGUAGAGGAAUUAUCAAAUCAAAAGGCUACAUUUUACAAGCUAAAAGAAGGGGUUCUUAACUAUGACUUAGGAUCAUAACUUGCUGACCUAUAUUUUCCUUGAAUAUAAGAUAAAAAUGAAAUGUGUAAAAAUCUAGUUACUGCCUGUAAAUGGUGUCAUUAAGGCAGAUGCAGAUAUUCCGUUUUUUUUUUUUUGAGGCAGAUGUUCUUUAGUUAUAUUUGACAGUAUGUCAUCUGUCAAGUUUUGAAUACUUGCUUCCA